This is a messenger RNA of Numida meleagris (helmeted guineafowl), 5916 nucleotides long. It is a transcript of the gene MTUS1, whose product is annotated as microtubule associated scaffold protein 1. The record is from RefSeq and is a predicted model, not a curated record. Gene Ontology annotation, molecular function: microtubule binding. The transcript is spliced from 15 exons. Gene Ontology annotation, cellular component: nucleus; cytoplasm. NCBI's taxonomy places the organism in Eukaryota, Metazoa, Chordata, Aves, Galliformes, Numididae. The coding region runs from base 1 to 3936 and encodes 1311 amino acids.
AUGAAUAUUGAAAAGUCAGAUGACAAAGCAAAGAAUGGCUUGAAGUCUUCCUUACUUAUAAGGGAUGAAAACGGAAAUAACUAUACAUGUGACAGAGCUACACUUUCCUCAAAGAAUUGUGCUGCCAAGUUACAUGGUGAUUCAACUGACCAAAAUAUAGUGACCGAGCAUAAAGGUGAUGCUGUUCUUGAAGAUCAGAGUGACUUUGGAAGUAUUCUUCUAAAACAGCAGUGUAUUGAAGCAUUUCAUCUGCCAAGGGUGCCUGGUAAAUAUAACUGCAAAGGAGGAGUUCUCUUGGGAGAUAAAGAUACUGCAUGCAAGUCUUCUCUGACUGAGCACACUAGUGUAUGUCCUUUGAAUUGUGACUUGAAAGAAACAACAAACUUCCUGAAAGGUAAUGUGGCUAUGACAAAAAUGGAAGAUCAGAGUAUUGAACAAUCGAUGCCUUACAGUCAGACUGAAUCAAACUGUGUAUUACCACAUCCUGCUUCAGAGCAAUGCACGCAGUCCAUGAUAGAAAGCAGGGUACGCUACCACCAGAGCACAUUGGAUGUUACUAACAUUGUAAGUGGAACAGUGGGAAGUGAUCAAAAUGAUGUGCAUCUGGGGGAAAUGCUAAUCCCUUCUGAUGAAGGAAAUAGGAGAGAGAAAUUGGGUGCAAUCAGCUCAGAAAAAACACCAAAUUUCUCUUUUACAGUAGUGGCUUCAGGAAGCCUAGAGGCCUCUUCUGAUUUUGAAGUAUAUUAUCCUGCCUCUGCGGGCAUUGAACUCGAUGUAGAAAAUACUAGUGACAUUGGCAGAGAACAAUUGGGAACAGAAGCACAGUCUGGAAAACAAGCUGCUGGAUGUACUGAUCCUCAUACAGAAGCUGAAUUAUCACCAUACAUCUUCACAUAUGAAGAUCAGCAAGUAAAAUUCUUGCAAAAUAUUGCUGACUGUGAUAAAACCAGGAAUUCCAUUGCUCAGACAUGCAUGGAUAGUCCUGGAAAUAACACACACCUUCUACCAGUAGAAAACAUUGGAGAACAAGUAUCAAAGAAAACCAGUGAGCCCUUAACCAAAGAACAAAGCAUCCCUGCUGCUUUUCAGUAUAAGCACAACACCCCUUUUGUGUCUGAAGUGCUACCUUGCAGUGUACCAAAACUAAAGAGAGCAGUUAAGCCUGAACUGAAAUGUGAAGCAACUUUUUUGGUCUUCAGUCCUGUGGCUGGUGAAAGCGAUACUGGGCUAUUUACUUCAACUCCUAAAGAGCGAACAAAACCCACAACUUUUCCUGUUCCAGCUGUGGCAGAAUUGGGAGACAAGUCUUCUAAAUUAAGACCAAACGAGAUGCUCAUAGGAGAGCAUAACCGAAGGCCUUUGCUUAAAGCUUGUUCGGGUCAAAUUGCGGGAAGAGCAGUGGGCAGAUCACCUGUUCCGUCAUCAGUAACCAAAUCGAGGAAAUGUGAGAUUGUUAGCUUUCCCAAACCUAAUUUCAAAAAUGUGAAGCCAAAGGUUAUGUCUAGACCUGUACUACAGUCAAGAGAGAGCGAACCCUUAAAACAGUCUCCUCAGUCACCCAAAAAGUCAGCCGCAUCCUCAUCCUCACUAGUUGCUUCCCCAAGGCAACUGUCCCCCUCUGUAAAAGUGCUGAAAAAGAAAAUAGAUUUAGCUAAAGAUAUGAAAGUGGAACUGCCUGUGAGUAAGCCCCAUAAGUUACAUCUUAAGAAACACCUCUUUGCUAGCCAAGUUGUGCAUGCCACAACGCAGCCGAGAACCGCUUCCCACGGGACUUCAAAGACACCUGCGCUGAAGCAGAAUCUGGAAGGCACUGGCGAAGUGAGUGCUACCAAUUCAGUGUGCUCCUUGGCUUCUGCUGCACUUCCAGCAUGUGGAGAAGGCUCCAAAGAGAUGCUGAAUGAUGAAAUGGAUACUUCAGACUCCUUAGUGCAGCCCUGUGCUCAAAACAUCUGUCCAAAUGGAGGUGUAAAAGAGCAAAACUGCAACAUGGGAAUUCUGGAAGCGCCAUUGUUAAAAGAUAUGGCAAAUGAAACGUUUGUUCUGCACUCAGUUCCUGUGCAGAUGCCUUCUGUGAAAGGUGGAAAUGCACAAGUGAAAAAUACACCAAAGAAAGGCCCAGUUGCUCUACGAAGUGCAUCAGUAUCCAAGGUUAAAAUGGUGCCAUCUGUGUUUCCCUUGAGGAGGGGAAGUGAAAAUAAAAAUACCUGCGCAAUUAAAGCACCUUCUCAGAAAGGAACUGUUCUAUCAUCAAGCUCUGGUCUAGAAUCUUCACCAAGAGAGAAGUAUGCUUCUCUGAAAAAUUCUCCAGCUUCCCAGGCUAGCUCUGGUAAACUACUCUUGAAAUCCAAAGUGCCUGUCAAAAGAUCGGUGCUGGAGAGAACACCUAGUAUCUCAUCACUCAGCAGCACACAGAGUGAGAGAAGUCUUUUCAGCAGUAAUUCUACAAGUGCCACAGUGAUCAUUAAGAAUGGAGAAUGGCCUUCAAAAACAGCCUGCCAGAAUGGUACUUCUGGAUCUGUCUCUUUGAAAGCAGCACCAAGACCUAGAUUACUCUCAUUGAAAGCAACUCCAAAAGGAGCCAAGGCCAGGUGUGCUUCCCUGAACCAGUGCACGCCAAAAUCAUCUGGGCCAUUGCACUCAGCAAGGAAAGUCAGUGAGGCUAGAGGCAGUCAGUUGUUGGGUACUCUUGGAAAAAACAGACACCAAAGUUCGUCGGCUUCUGGUUCUGUUGACAAGGGCAAGCAGCGGAGUCCUAAAAGUUCAUGCAUACAGACACAGACCUCCACAGAUGUGCAUUCAACUGGCACAAAAACAGCUGAGUUGGCACAGUACAAAACAAAAUGUGAGAACCAAAGUGGAAUCAUCCUGCAGCUCAAGAAAUUCUUGUCAAGCAGUAACCAGAAGUUUGAAGCAUUAACAGUUGUGAUCCAGUACCUCCAGUCUGAGAGGGAGGAAGCACUGAAACAACAUAAAGAGUUAUCUCAAGAGCUAGUCAACCUGCGAGGAGAACUAGUAACAACUUCUGCAGCUUGUGAGAAAUUGGAAAGAGACAGGAAUGAACUGCAAGUUACCUAUGAAGGAUUCCUGCAGAAGUUAAAUGAGCAACAUCACAACGAUUUAGCUGAACUGGAGGAGAGGCUUAAGCAGUUUUACACCGCAGAAUGCGAGAAGCUCCAAAGUAUCUGCAUCGAAGAAGCUGAAAAGUACAAAGCGCAGCUCCAGGAGCAGGUGGACAACUUAAAUAUCACACAUGAAAACUUAAAGCUGCAACUUGAAAACAGCCACUCAGAAAAAGUAGAGGAGCUGAAAAAGAAAUAUGAAUCCUCUUUUUCGGAGCUCAAGAAUGCCCAUGAAUCCGAAAGGAAGUCACUUGAAGAUUCCUUUAAAGAGAAGCAGGAACUGCUAGAGAAAAAAAUUGAUGAAUUAAAAUGUGAAAAUGUCGCUCUAAGUGAGAAGCUGAAAUUAGAAGAGCAAAAACAAAUAGCCAAAGAAAAAGCCAGUCUUAAAAACCCGCAGAUCAUGUAUCUGGAACAGGAGCUGGAAAGUUUGAAAGCAGUGCUGGAGAUCAAGAAUGAGAAACUGCAUCAGCAGGAUAUAAAGUUAAUGAAGAUGGAAAAACUGGUGGAAAACAACACCAUCCUAACGGAUAAAUUAAAGAAGGUUCAGCAGGAAAAUGAAGAAUUAAAAGCUCGGAUGGACAAGCACAUGGAACUUUCAAGGCAACUUUCUACUGAGCAAGCCGUUUUACAGGAGUCCCUAGAGAAAGAAUCGAAAGUCAACAAACGUCUGUCAAUGGAAAAUGAAGAACUUCUGUGGAAGUUGCACAAUGGCGACCUAUGCAGCCCAAGAAAACUGUCUCCCAGUUCUUCAUCUGUGCCUCUUCAGUCCCCACGAAAUUCUGGUAACUUUUCUAGUCCUACAGUCUCACCAAGAUGACAUCUCUAGAAAGAAAGGGGAUUGCAUUUCAUUUGAUCUGCAGAACUGAUCAUAACUUUAAUCACAGGAGCAAGAGCUAUAUUAGCUGAGUAUGACAACUAAACAUAACUGGAAACUUUGGUGCAAAAAUAAGAGACUGAGACUAUGGGAGUAAGACUCAUGUAGCGUCUCCCGAAAAGACUUGUUUAUGACCUCUAUGGACAGCGUUGCACAAAGCACUUAGAGAGCAAGGAAAGACUUAUUCAUUGCCUUUUCACCUAACCAUAAGGAAAAGCUCAGGGGCUUAGAGAUAAAGAUCACAACCUUUAUAAUAUGUUCCUUAUCACAGACACUUUUUUAAAGGCUGUUUGUUUGCGUGUGCGCAUGCGUGCUGUGGAUGGAAUGGAUGUAACACACUGCGUGUGUCUAAUGCUGCCUUCUUUGCUGUGUAUGUAAUAAAGGAUAAAAGCUGAAGACUACAGAUUGAUAUGUACUUCCUUAAUGAUGGUGUCAGCGCAUGCUUUUAGCAAAGAGUACUCUUACAGAAACAAUGAGAGACAGGCACCAGUCCUGUAGGUUAGUUUCCUUCAUCUUCCUGGCUUCAGUUCAGUGGAAGAAUGGUGUAAAAAGCUUUGUCCAUUGUCUCAGUGUCUAUGCAAUUCUGAAUGAAUUUUAAAAGCAAAUUGAAUUCUAGCCAUAUUGUGCAUGCACAACAGCAUCAGUUAUGAAGAGGCUGUUUGUUAGUUGCAGUGGACUUUGUCUUUUCAAGAUUCAAAAUCUGACCUUGAGAACUUCAGAACCACAGUGUCCUUCAGUACAGUUGCAGGGUUAGAAGGCCAGACCUAUCACUUUACCUGCUGAAAAGGAAUCCUUAAACAGCAUGUCCAUUGCUGAGGCCAUCUACUGAAAGAAAAAUAAGAUUUGAAAGCCAAAGAGAGAACUGCAAUAAUUAAGGAGGUGCGCUCUCAACUCAGUUCUCAAGAAGAAUCUUAAGUAAGUAAUCUAUGAAUUUCAGUGUACCUGGUGACAUGUUAACAUAAAUUCUGAUGCUUAAAAAGUGAACAUUUGUCAGGGUUUUGGCUCAAUUCCUCUGCAGAAGAAGGUGAAGGUGAUAGCUGCGGAUAAUUAUCUCGCUAAGUCUGCUACAUCUGCCCUCUGAGACUCCAGGAUAUCAGUGUUUUGCCAGUUCAUCUGGCAAAAGAUCCUGGACAGGAAGUUCUGUAGAGUAGGGGAAAAAUUUGUCCUGCCUGCUGAACCCGGAGGCUGAUGGUGUCAGCAUUUCUGGAAAUGUCGUAUGCUGAGUUUCAGCUUAAACAAGGUAAUCACAGAGCCUGGCUACUCCCUUGGUCAGACCUGUUUUAAAAUCUCCACAUCAUAUCAUCUAAACACGGGUUCACAUUAGUAUUCCAAAACCAUGUACUUACAAUAGCUUGGGUUUUACAAUGCCACUUCCAGCACCACCGUAACACUACUGUUCAGCUAACACUGUUAGCUAGCUAUACAGUUAACUGUUACAAUAAGACACAUUCGUGUUUUUCCAUCUCCUCCAUUUCUGUUCUCUGGAAGCUACUGGAAAAGUUUAGGGGACUAAACUGGAGAACCACUUCAAACCAUGUUACCCCAGUCUUGAAAAAUCCUGAUGAUGAACAUAGAAACAAGGCUGGUAACAGUCCUCAUACACUAAGUAAACAUGUAAUAUAUUAAACUUGUGAUCAACUGUUUCACCAUUCAAUUAAUCUUACAUAACGUGCAAGUAAAGGGUCUAUUUUACUGAUUUUAUACUCUCUUAAGCCCCUUUAAGGCACUGUAUGUGCCACUGUUAGUGAUCUCAGUGCUUACAGUUGUUUUCUGGGGUUUCAAAUUUAAUUCUGAAAAUCCUCUGCGGGCUAAAACUUGGCUUAAGAUAUAUAUUAGAACACUCUCAAUUUCUACGGUCAAAGUUUCGAUCACAUGUAUUGGAGCUGAAUGCUUUAAAAAAUAAAUUUUUGUACUAACUGAAAA